Messenger RNA from Fusarium mangiferae, 495 nucleotides. RefSeq lists its product as uncharacterized. Bases 1 to 495 code for a protein of 164 amino acids. NCBI's taxonomy places the organism in Eukaryota, Fungi, Ascomycota, Sordariomycetes, Hypocreales, Nectriaceae. Gene Ontology annotation, molecular function: protein binding. The record is from RefSeq and is a predicted model, not a curated record. The transcript has a single exon.
AUGAAGGAAGACCCAAGCCGGAUAACAUUGAAAGCAAAAAUGGAAGGGGACUUGAGCGCUGUUUUACCAACACUGGAAGGCCAUACUGAAUCGGUGUACCUAGUGGUAUUCUCGCCAGAUGGACAGCGUCUGGUGUCUGUCUCAUACGAUAAGACGGUCAAGAUCUGGGAUACAGGAACGGGCACUUGUCUCAAGACACUCGAGGGCCAUACUAACUCCGUGACGUCAGCAGUAUUCUCGCCAGAUGGCCGGCGUCUGGCAUCUAGCUCACGUGAUACAACGGUCAAGAUCUGGGAUACAGGAACGGGCACUUGUCUCAAGACACUAGAGGACCAUACUGAAGCGGUGUUUUCAGUAGUAUUCUCGCCAGAUGGCCGGCGUCUGGCUUCUGGCUCACUCGAUACGACGGUCAGGAUCUGGGAUAUAGGAACGGAUGCGCGCUAUUUGCCGGUUUCCUUUACCAAGCUUUUACUUCACCGUAUUGGAAGUGCCUAG